This is a messenger RNA of Diuraphis noxia (Russian wheat aphid), 510 nucleotides long. RefSeq lists its product as uncharacterized. Lineage: Eukaryota; Metazoa; Arthropoda; Insecta; Hemiptera; Aphididae. The record is from RefSeq and is a predicted model, not a curated record.
AUGAUUACUAGUAAAUCAUUUAAAGUAUUAGGGUUCAUAAUGCGUCUAUCUAAAGACUUUAAAUUGUCAAAAUCAUUUAAAUCUUUAUAUUGUGCUUUAGUUCGUCCUAUUUUAGAGUACGGGACCGUUGUCUGGGAUCCAUACACUGUUUCUGAUAUUAAUCAGCUGAAACGUGUUCAACAUAGAUUUUUGAGAUAUUGUUGUUUUGUGUUAGGCAUUUCCCAUUUAGCUCUCAAUUAUACCAAUAUCGCUAACGUUCUUAGUCUGCCUACUCUUGCUAAACGAAGAAGAACAUUAAAUAUAAAAUGUAUUCGUCGUAUAAUUACUAACCACAUUGAUUCCUCUUGUUUGCUAUCCCAAGUUAAUUUAAAAGUCCUUUCGCAUGUAUCUUGUUCUCAAGUGACCUUCUAUAUUCCUACUGGCAACAUAAAUAAUCUGCAAAAUGAGGCUCUAAGGCGGAUUAUGUCACUUGCCAUCGAGGACCCCUCUUUUGAUGGUAAUUUGUUCUAA